AGAACCUUGUCAUUGUAUAUUUUAUAUUUAUAUUUUUACUUGUUUUCGUUAAUAUACUUCCACAAUUACAAUCCCAGUUCUAAUCCCAUUCCAACCACACAUCAUGGCCACUGCCACUGUCCCAGCAGAUUCACUCCAGCAGACCGUCGCAGCCUUAAACGCGCUCUAUAAUGCGCCCAGCAAUAGCGCAAAAAAAGAAGCCAAUUUGUGGCUCGAGGAUUUUCAAGCCAAACCUGAAGCAUGGCAAACAGCGGUAAUCUUAUUAACUACUGAUAGUAUUGGAAAAGAGGCACAGGUUUUUGGUGCCCAAACCAUGCGACGCAAGAUUGUUGAUGAUUUUCAGGAUCUCGAUGCAGCACACAGAGCUUCACUCCGGGAGUCGCUCCUGAAUCUGUCAAUGCAACACAAGACUUCGCCAAAAAUUAUUAGAACUCAAUUGUGCCUUGCAUUGGCAGCAUUGUCGCUCAGGAUGCUAGAAUGGGAGCAGCCAGUCAACCACAUGAUAAGCCUCUAUGGAUCGUCUCCUACAGAUCUUUCGUAUCUCUUGGAGUUCUUGACAGUGUUGCCAGAAGAAGUUAACGACAGCCGGUGCCCGAGUUUGACGGAACGACGCUCACAACGUAUUGGAGACGCAUCACUGCAGCCGACACAUCUUUGCACCCACACUGAACUGAUCAGGAAUGCACUCGCGCCCUCUUUACCACUACCCCAUCCACCAUGGCAGGAUGACGAAUAUAGAGCACGCUCCGAUGAACUAUUGACCCAGAAUGCCAACCAGAUUCUCAAGAUGUUGAUUGUAUGCAUGGAAAACUCAGGUGACGAUGCAAGACUACAGGAAGCAGUAUUCAGGUGUUUUCUUUCUUGGCUUCGAUCAGGGGAUAUUGCUACCAGUAGUUUAUCCAACAACCCACUCCUUGCCUUUUCUUUCAAGGCUCUUCAAAUGCCGGAGCUUUUUGACAUUGCUGUGGAUGUUGUCUGUGAACUGAUAUACCAGACCAAAGACAUUGAUGAGUCAAUGCCUGUAAUUGAAGAAAUCUAUCCUAAUUUGUUACCGCUGCGUCAAGAGAUUGCCAAAAAUAUCAAAGACGAGAAUGAAGAUAACAUUCGCGGCUAUUGCAAAAUUUUCGUCGAGGCUGGAGAGUGCUACCUUUCGUUGGUAGUUAAGCACACAGAUCACUUCCGAGGUAUCGUCGAGGGCAUUGCUGAAUGUACCUCCUUUCAUGAUCUUGAUAUUGUUCCUAUGACAUUCAGAUUCUGGUAUCAAUUGGCAGACGAGUUGCGUAAGAAUGAGGAAGCAAGGCUUAAAUAUCAAGACGUGUACCAGAAAUUGGUCGAUGUUAUGAUUAAGCAUCUUCAUUAUCCCGAUGACUUGGACUCCUGGAGUGCCAAAGAGAGAGAUGAUUUCAAGGAUUUCCGACAUGUUAUGGGUGAUGUCCUUAAAGACUGCUGCUUGAUUCUUGGAUCCAGAGUCCCGCUUGGAAAAGCGUACAUGCUUAUUACCCAAGCUGCGAGUAAGACACCACCAAAGUGGCAAGAGGUUGAGGCUCCACUGAUGGCCCUCCGCUCGAUGGGUGCACAGGUUGAGCCAGAGGAGAACGAAGUUUUGCCCGAAAUCAUGAAGCUUCUCUCCCAAUUACCCGACCACCCAAAGAUCAAGUAUGCAGCUACCCUGGUUAUUGCGCGCUAUGGAAGUUGGACCGACAAGCAUCCUGAGUUCAUCGAGUACCAGCUCAGUUUUAUCUCUUCUGGAUUUGAGAAUGAGGACGUUGUUGCGGCAUCUGCCCUUGCAAUGAAGCUGCUCUGCAAAGAGUGCAGCACUCAUCUGUUGAACUAUUUGAACCAAUUGCAUGGAUUCUUUGUAGGAGUCUCAAAGAAACUCAAGGGCGUAGACCUUCUCGAAGUGACAGAAGCCGUGGCUCAUGUUGUAGCUGCUGUUCCUAAUGCAGAGUUGGCGCAAGUCUUCCAAAUGUUUUGCUUGCCCAUUGCUCAACAGCUAGCAGGACUUGCAUCUAAGGAACAGGGAACCCUCGAAGAUGAUGUCCCUUUGAUUGUUGAUAACUUGACGCAACUUAAGAUCUUUUUUAAAACUGUGAACCCGCAGGUUCCUCCUGCAGAAGCUCAUCCUUGCAUCCCUAUAGUGCAAGAGCUAUGGCCUAUCAUGGAUUCAUUAGCAGAUCGCGUUGGACGCAUUGAUGAUGUAGCACGGACAUUGGCCGGAUGCUGGCGCUCAAUUAUUAUUAGCUAUGCAACCCAUUAUGCACCACUAUUGCCCAUGACCAUGACGCGUCUUAUCAAGAGCUUUGAACAGAGUGGCUUAGGCCAAUAUCUUUGGGUUGGUUCUAGAGUGGUGCGUGAGUUUGGGGAAACAAACCCGAUCCCCACUCUUCGCUUCGUGGAGGGCCUGAGUGUCCCAAUGUGGCAAAUCUUUCAGAAGUAUGCUGGUCAGUUUAAUGAGAUUCCGGACGUUAUCGAAGACUACUUCAAUCUGGUUUCUGACACGAUGCUUUCAUGCCCGAGAGAAUAUAUCCAAAGUACUCUCUUCCCUACAGUAUUCAAAGCCAUGCUCGCCUCGCUCUCGCUCAAGGAACAACACUCAUUAAUUUCAGUCUUUAGGCACUGCAGGAUCAUCCUCGACCAUGUGAACGAUCUGCAACGCCCUCGAUCUUCAUCUUCGUCGCAAUCCAACAAUCCUCGCAUUUCGUCUAAUGAAGCAGCACUAGUCAAAGCACAGUUUGUAGAGAAUGACAUGUUUAUAUCCCAUAUGCUUCAAGGAGUCAUCUAUACUUUUCCACCUGAAGUCCAAGGCGACGCGACAGGCGUAAUCAAGGAUUUGACUAUGUUCUGCCCACAAGAGAGUGUUCUUUGGUAUGGCAAGGCUAUUUCUGCCCUUGAUUUGUCUCCUCCUGAGAUGCAAAAGGCCGUAGCUGAUUUUACAGCUAUUGCUUCGGAAGGAAACUGGAGCAGGAUCAAAUCUUUGGUUCAGGACUUUACUAAUGUCUACAGACGCAAGAAUGUUCUGCCUCGAAGCCGCGGCAGGAAGUAGAUGGAUGUAGUGAUAUAAAUUUAUUUCUUUGCGAACUUUUUGUCAGUCAUUUGGAAAAGACAUCAAAUUGG
Messenger RNA from Lobosporangium transversale, 3114 nucleotides. Its product is annotated as armadillo-type protein. NCBI's taxonomy places the organism in Eukaryota, Fungi, Mortierellomycota, Mortierellomycetes, Mortierellales, Mortierellaceae. Bases 104 to 3043 code for a protein of 979 amino acids. The transcript has 8 exons. Gene Ontology annotation, biological process: protein import into nucleus. Gene Ontology annotation, cellular component: nuclear membrane; cytoplasm. The record is from RefSeq and is a predicted model, not a curated record. Gene Ontology annotation, molecular function: small GTPase binding.